AUGGAGCAGGAAGAGCACGAAGUGUACGGUGCAGACAUUCCCGACGAGGAGGUUGACAUGGACGCCGACGCCGAACAACAAGACGACCAACUUCCCUCCAAUCACACAACCAAGGAAUUGGAGGACAUGAAGAAGAGGCUGAAGGAGAUCGAAGAAGAAGCUAGCGCCCUUCGCGAAAUGCAGGCCAAGGUUGAGAAAGAGAUGGGCGCUGUUCAAGAUUCGUCUGGUCCUUCAGCAACUCAAGCUGAAAAGGAAGAAGUGGAUGCUCGGUCAAUCUAUGUUGGCAAUGUUGACUAUGCAUGUACCCCUGAAGAAGUCCAGCAGCAUUUUCAGUCCUGUGGAACUGUGAACAGGGUGACCAUACUGACUGACAAAUUUGGUCAACCAAAAGGGUUUGCUUAUGUAGAGUUUGUGGAGAUUGACGCUGUUCAGAAUGCUCUCCUGCUUAACGAAUCAGAAUUGCAUGGUCGACAACUGAAGGUUUCGGCCAAGCGCACAAACAUUCCAGGAAUGAAGCAGUAUUAUGGAAGAAGACCAACUGGUUUCCGAUCUAGGAGGCCUUUCAUGCCUGCCCCAUUCUUUCCACCGUAUAGUUAUGGAAGGGUGCCAAGGUAUAGAAGACCCACUCGAUACAGGCCAUACUAG
Molecule: messenger RNA, 645 nt
Organism: Sphenostylis stenocarpa
Lineage: Eukaryota; Viridiplantae; Streptophyta; Magnoliopsida; Fabales; Fabaceae
Source: the annotation of a GenBank genome assembly